Molecule: messenger RNA, 2439 nt
Organism: Osmia bicornis bicornis
Lineage: Eukaryota; Metazoa; Arthropoda; Insecta; Hymenoptera; Megachilidae
Exons: 3
Coding region: 96-2312 (738 amino acids)
Biological process (GO): regulation of DNA-templated transcription
Molecular function (GO): DNA-binding transcription factor activity; sequence-specific DNA binding
Source: RefSeq, a predicted model, not a curated record
GAAGCCUUGCAUCCAAACAGGUGGGGCUGUUAACACAAGGGUUGAGCUGGGUUGAGCGUUGAUUUUCAUUAGUGUGUACCAGUGUGUAGUUCACGAUGGAGGUUAGCCGAGAAAAUUUCCGAGCAAUGAUAUUCUAUGACUUUAAAAUUGGUUUAAACAAGAUCCAAAGCUGUGCGCGUUUGCGUGCCGCGUUUGGCGACAGUUCUCCUUCCACAGCCACAAUUUACAGAUGGUUCAAGGAAUUUCAGAACGGUCGGGAAUCCUUGCUGGACGAAGACCGUGCCGGUCGACCGGUCACAGCUGUGACCGACGAGAAUGUCUUUGUAGUGAAACAGAUGCUGGAAGAGGAUAACCGUACAACUUACGCACAGAUACAAGCUACGUUGAGGAUCGGAUCAGCAGCGGUGAGGACCAUCCUUCACGACAGGCUUCGCACCAGGAAGCUAUGCAGCCGUUGGGUACCCCAUCAUCUGACGAACGAACAGAAACGGGCCCGAGUAAAAUGGUGCCAAGAAAUGUUACAGAGAUUUGACAACGGUUGUUCAAACGAGGUAUCUAACAUCAUAACGACCGACGAAUCUUGGAUUUAUCAGUAUGAAAAUGAUUUUAAAACAGAAUGGAUUAUUCCUGGUGAAACUUUCCCAAUGAAAGGUCGACGCAUUGGGAAGAAAAUGGUAUGCUCCUUUUUUUCCGCUGGCGGCCAUAUUGAAACUAUCACACUGGAGGACCAAAGCAAAGGGGAUGCAAAAUGGUACACCACUGUUUAUUUGGCUCAGGUGUUUGAUAAGUUUCGAAAGAAAAAAUUAAAAACCGAGGAUCAGAAAGAGAUCAUCUUACAUCACAACACGUUGCUUCAUUCGUUCAACGAGACGGUCGGUUUUUUAAACAAAUUAGGAGUCUCUGUUUUCGCUCAUCCGCCGGAUAGCCCAGAUUUAGCCCCUUCCGACUUCUUUUUAUUUCCUAAAGUUAAGGACACCAUCAGAGGGCAAUGCUUUGAGACCUCUGAGACAGCUGUGGCCGUGUACAAGGAGUUCUUGAACAGCAUCCCUAAAGAGGAAUGGAGGGUGGAAUUUGAUAAAUGGUUUGACAGGAUGAAGAAUUGUAUUCGGUGUGGAGGAGAGUACUGCGAGAAAAUAUACUGCAAUUUCGAUUCUGAUCUCAGUCUAAGUCCCAUUUCUCCAAUGCCUCGAACAGAAAUCCAAGAUCAGACUUCGGACAAUGAAAGGAGGCAUAUUUCUUUUGAGGAGGGGGUGAAAAGGGAGAAGAUCGACGUCGAGGAGGAUAACGCUCUUCCAGAGAACCUAAAUGAGAAAGAACAUGAAAAUAAGAAGACAGAUGGAAAUAAAGAUGAGGAUGAGAAUAAAAUAGAGGUGAAGAAGGAACAGGUGAACGAAAAUGAGGAUACCAUGAUAGGACAAUACGAGAUGGUCCUUGUCAAAAUGGAAGAGAAUUUUGAGGAUGAACAAGAGACUUCCAAGUCGGUGAUGCCUGAGUCUGCUUCCCCUCGGUGUACAAAAGUCCCAGAAACGAAUGGCAUGUCAGAGAUCAGGGCUCGAAGCUUGAAAAUGCUGCAGAAUCUGAUUCAGACAUCACAGAAAAAAAACUGCAAUAGUAAUGCACAGAUCAAUUCAGAAGUCAGUGGUGGUGUAAAUGAUAAUGAAUCUGAUCAGUCGGAUAACGAUACCAGGUCCUAUCUCAAACCCCCUUACCCUUACCACUGCUUGAUCGCAAUGGCGUUAAAGAAUAGCCCUUCGGGUACUGCAACAACCACAGAGAUAUAUGAUUUCAUGCGUCGACACUUUCCAUAUUUUAAAACCACGCCAGACCGCUGGAAGGACUCCAUCACUCAUUAUCUGUGGUUCAACAAAUACUUUGUGAAGUGCCUAGGGUAUGAGCAUCAACAAAAAGGUUGCCGUUGGACCUUCGCUCCAGGUGAGGCGGUAAUGAUGGAUGAAGAGUUGCAGAAAUUGUCUAAAGAGGAUCGUCUGGCCAUCCAGAAAGCAAUGGUACAUCCUGAACACUUGGAGCUCCUCGAGAGGGGUGAAAUGAAGUACUGGCAAAGUACGUGUUCGAAGAAUGCAGAUGAGGAGAGUUCUAGUAACGAUGAUGUUAAAGAAGAAUCCAUCCAGGAUCGUGCAGCUACGAAUUCUGCAAUAAAUAGUGUGAAUAAGGACUCGGUAAAGAAGGAAUCGCUUAACUGUACAAAAAGGCAAAGAAGAAGGAAUAUGUAUCAGCGUGGUGUGGAAAGACCAAAUGUACCUCUCCUUCUCCGAGGCAGUAUAUCAAAUUGUUGUUCUAUUAACAUUGAUUAAGCGUAAAUUUUAUACCUGUGUAUAGAGAAAUCUCCAUGUCCAAUUACGUGAGAGUAUGUCUAUGCAUUCUGUGCAAUUAUAGCUGUUAGAUUUUGCACAUUAAUGAAAAUAAAUUUAUUUAUAAUUA